AUGCGAAGGUGGGGAAGCAAGCAAGCGGCGGCCGGAGCAUCCUGGAGAGAGGAAGAAAGGGUGGUAGUAGGUGAAACCGGAGGCGGCAGGAGAGGGAGAGGGAGAGGGAGCGAGAGGAGAGGCCACGCCAGCUUGACAGCAAAGCCCGUGCGCUCGGCUGCGGCUGCGGCGGCGGCGGCGGGUAUGGGCGACUCUGGCGGCUCCGUUGUGUCGGUGGACGUCGAGCGCAUCUCCUUCGGCGGCAAGGAACAUCAUAUACAAACCAACCAUGGAUCUGUAUCUGUUGCCAUAUAUGGUGACCAUGAUAAGCCUGCUCUUAUUACUUACCCAGAUAUUGCUUUGAACCAUAUGUCUUGCUUCCAAGGAUUACUCUUCUGUCCUGAAGCAGCUUCAUUGCUGCUUCAUAAUUUUUGCAUUUACCAUAUCAGCCCCCCAGGACAUGAGUUAGGAGCUGCUCCGAUUUUGCGGAGCACACCUGUGGCAUCUGUUGAUGACUUAGCGGAUCAAAUCGCAGACGUACUUGAUUUUUUUGGACUGGAUUCAGUUAUGUGCUUAGGUGUCACUGCAGGCGCAUACAUUCUUACUCUAUUUGCAACAAAGUAUAGAGAGCGAGUACUAGGACUUAUUCUCGUUUCACCUCUAUGUAAAGCUCCCUCAUGGUCUGAGUGGUUUUAUAAUAAGGUAAUGUCAAAUUUACUAUAUUAUUAUGGCAUGUGCAAUGUCGUGAAGGAUAUUUUGUUGCAGCGCUACUUUGGAAAGGGAGUACGUGGAGGCUCAACUGAACCCGAAUCAGAUAUUGUGCAGGCUUGUAGAAGCUUUCUUGAUCAACGGCAGUGCAUGAAUGUGUGGAGAUUUAUCCAAACUAUCAAUGAGAGAAAAGACUUGACAGAGAACCUGAAGCAACUACAGUGCAGAACACUAAUUUUUGUUGGUGAGAAUUCCCAGUUCCAUGCUGAAGCUGUUCACAUGACUGCAAAGCUUGAUAGGCGAUAUAGCGCUCUUGUGGAGGUACAGGCUUGUGGUUCGGUUGUGACAGAGGAGCAACCUCAUGCAAUGCUGAUACCAAUGGAGUACUUCCUCAUGGGAUAUGGCCUGUACAGGCCAAGCCAGAUAAACUGUAGCCCUCGCAGCCCUCUGAAUCCGUUUUGCAUAUCACCGGAGCUCCUCUCUCCUGAGAGCAUGGGGGUUAAGCUAAAGCCAAUCAAGACGCGAGUCAACCUCAAAGCAUAG
Messenger RNA from Miscanthus lutarioriparius, 1230 nucleotides. NCBI's taxonomy places the organism in Eukaryota, Viridiplantae, Streptophyta, Magnoliopsida, Poales, Poaceae. The record is from the annotation of a GenBank genome assembly.